This is a messenger RNA of Darwinula stevensoni, 2897 nucleotides long. NCBI's taxonomy places the organism in Eukaryota, Metazoa, Arthropoda, Ostracoda, Podocopida, Darwinulidae. The record is from the annotation of a GenBank genome assembly.
AUUGUUUUUCGUCGUUUUAGUAUUGCAUGCUUAGAUGACAGGGAAGUAAGGUUCAUUCUGUGAUUUCCCUGGGAGCACUCUGCCUAGCAGCAUUAAAGUGAGACCUAUAGGAUUGUGGAAUGUCGGAUCCAAAUGGAAGGACAGGAAAGAUCCUCAACACCUCCCCAAAACAUGGAAUGGAAUCCAGAGCAUUCGACUCUGGUUACAUGGAUUCUGGAGAAAUCAUGGAUUCAGCCUCCGGCCUGAAUGUUGAGAUUAAAACGAUGUCCUGCACCAGAGACAGGGACAAUAGACAGAUACCUCAAGUGAAGGAGCCGAAGACCAUGUCCAGUGGUACACGAUGCAAAAUAGACUACAAUCGUAGUGACAGUGGAGUUGACAUUGGGUUGAAUGAGCAGCUGAGCCAGUUGCAACUGGACGAAGUUCGAUCAGACAGUGGAUCGUGUUUGGACUCGGGAGUAUUGAGCGGUGAUUCAACCCUCCCCUCUCCUGAUCCGCAUUGUCUCCAGCUGAAAAAUUCUCCUCUUGGAAUCGACGAGGAUCAUAUGAAGAAGCUCGUCUCGGAUGCCUUCAAGCAGGAUCAAGAUGGAGAUACAUACCUGCAUUUGGCGAUCAUGCAAGGUUUCGUCGAGGUCGUGUUUAGUUUGAUCCGAUUGGCUACGAGUGCCAGUCAACUCAACAUUCCUAAUGACUUGGGCCAGACCCCAUUGCAUUUGGCCGUGCUGUAUGGAGAACCUCGAAUCGUGAGGAGGUUGGUCCUUGCUGGGGGUGACGUGAAUUGUCGAGAUAAAGAAGGGAACACCCCACUGCAUUUGGCUUCCAUCAAGGGAGAUCUUCCUUCCUUACAUCAAAUGAUCCGUCCUAUCAGCUCUCUUGAAGCGAAUUCCCUCUUCCAGAGAUACACUGUCGUUCCGCAAUUCGCCAGGGAUUUCAAUCAGAGGAAUUAUGAAGGAAGAGCCUGCAUCCACUUGGCGGCGUGGAAUGGCCACUCCCACGUUUUACGUUACCUUCAUGCCAUCGGUGGGGAUAUGAACCUCAAGGAGGGGAAAGGCGGAGAGACGGCUUUGCACGUGGCCAUUCGACGUGGGGACGUGAGAAUGGCUGGGAUGUUGAUGAAGGAAUGUGGGGCGGAUCCUAGGGUAACGGAUUACCAAGGAUUCAACGCCCUUCACCUGGCCCAAUGGUCAGACACUCGUCAUCCUCAUUUAACUGCGUUCAUCCAUGAUCUCAUCCGGCUGCGAGUCCCUUCGUCACCCCUUCCGGCGUCCAUCCUCAAUGAAGACUCAUCCUCUUCCGAUGACGAGGACGAUUUCCCAUCCUUCCAGACUUUGUGGGUGCUGGAACUGAUGCUUGUCAUGGCUUUAUGUUUUUCAGCCCUGGGUACAAAAACAAAGAUGUACAUUGAUAUUGCUGCAAAUAUCACUUGCUUCCGAAGAUUCAAUAGCACAUCUCAGACAGGCUGCUCCUCUCAUAAAGAUGGGAAUGUGGGCAUUGUUCAUGUGGUAAGUGGAAGGGAAGACACAAACUGGAUCCUCACUGAAGGUGGAACACCUCCAUAUGUCCCUGUACUCUAUGGAAGCACUACUUCUCCUGCGAACUUGACAGAACUUGCUUGGUCCUCAAGGGUCAGUGCUAUUGUAAUCCUUGAUGAUCUGGAUGACACCCUUGUAGGCAACUGGAUAAAUUUUUCAAGUGAUGCAAAAUGUCCCAACUAUCCUUUCAGUUUUUAUCAAGAGCGAGAUAAAUGCACUACAAGAAAUUCUUGGAAUCCAGCAGGCUAUGAUUUGGCUCAUCUUGAUUGGCCUAUUCCAGUGAUGUUCUUGGAUGCUCAGGCUGAUUCAGACAGGCUUGUUAAUCAUUGUUACAAGACGUUCAAUAAACCAUGGAAUGGAACUGGAGGGAAGCUUGAGGAUAGGUCUUAUCCAUUGUGUGCUUUACAGCUCACCACUAGAAUGCUUGGAGCUGUUAAUACACCAACGUGUAUGAGACGGGGAGAUGGGGAGCUACUCCUCUUUGGUGGUGGUGGUGACUCUGUGCAAUGUGAGCCUCUUGGUGGAGACAGCAUCCACAUGCCCCUUGUUCCACGACAAAAGAAGAAUUUCAACUACACUACUGGUUCAGUAACAAUAGUGGCAGCUCGGAUGGACACCUCAAGUCUUUUUGCAAACAUUGGCCCUGGUGGUGACUCAGUAGUUACUGGGCUCGUGACUUGGAUGAUCACUGCUCAUCUCUUGUCCCGAAAGGAGUUUCGUGCUGGACUAAAUUCAUCUAAUGAGAGCAUCCAUUUCAUGCUCUUCAAUGGGGAGGCUUGGGGUUACAUUGGAUCCAGUCGCAUUCUCUAUGACAUGGCAGAAGGCUCAUUUCCUGAAGCCAUGGAUGAAACAAAAGAGAUUCAACCAAGUCUAAUGAAAGUUGAGCAUAUAAAGCAAUGGAUUGAAAUAGGGCAAGUGAGUCCCAGUUCAAGAGGAAACCCUGUCUUGUAUGUACAUUCUAAUGCACCAAAUGAUCCUCAGGUGGAAAAGAUGACAAAAUUGCUAAGUAAUUACAGCAACAGCAAGAUUGGAAAAGCAAAUUCUGGUGUUCAGCUCCCUCCCUCUUCACUCCAUUCUGCUCUCAAAGCAAAUAAAACCAUUCCUGGUAUCCUGCUGGCCAAUUUUCCUGAUUCUUCAUUCCAGAAUUCGUUCUAUAAUGGUUUCAAGGAAGUUGGAAAGGCCUUGAAUUUUGAGUGCAACUCUACGCAGAUAUCAGCUCUAGCACAGCACCUGACAACCACAGCUGAGGCAUUGGCCUCGUCCGUGUAUGAUUUGAUUACAAACAAAGGGCCUUCUUUUGAUGUCAGCCAGCUCAUUAAUGUCUCCACUGUGCGUUUUCAGAAUGAGAAUUGGUCAGAUUUGUGA